AUGCCCGAAGGUAAGCCCCAGUGUGCCGAAUGCUGAUUGAUGUUGAUGGUACUGUGACUCUACUGACGUCGUACCGUACGCGCCGCUGCCCUGCCUUCCUGUACCUCGCACUCCCCGCACUACCCGCCCAACCCGCACUACCCGCACGACCACCGACCCACGGCACUCCAACCCUGCAGCUCAAGCUCCUUCGAAAGCCGCGCCCCCACCGGUGCUGUACGAGUUCCCGAACCCGGACGAGCUCUCCAAAGCACUCGCCUCCUUCGUGCUCGCGGCCCAGGACGAAGCUCUCAAGAAGCAGAACACCUUCAAGAUCGCCAUCUCGGGUGGUUCGUUGCCCAAGGUGCUCGGCCAGGACUUGUUUGGUCGCGAUGGCGUAAAGUGGGACAAGUGGUCAGUCAAGUCGGGCACUCUGGUCGGCACCUCGUUAUCGCUCGGGGAGAGGGAGCCCGUUCAACGCAGCAGCAGCUACUGACGCCCGUUCUCUCUCUACAACUUCAAUCCGAUCAGGGAAGUCUUCUUCGCCGACGAGCGACUUGUUCCACUCGACCACGAGGACUCCAACUUCCGCGCCAACGACGAGGAGCUCUUCUCCAAAGUGCCUAUCCCGCGCGAGAACAUCCACGUCAUCGACACCAAGCACCUCGACGAUCCCGAACAUGUCGCGGACGAGUACGAGAAGCAGAUGAUCAAGACCUUUGUCGAGGGGUCCAACUCGAUCGCCUUCCCGCGCUUCGAUCUCAUCUUGCUCGGAAUUGGGUACGUAGAGGCGCGACGAGAGAGGAGGGUUCAAGCUCGUCAUGAAAGGACGUAACUGACGAUUGAACUUGCAUCAUCUUCUCGCUCGAACAGCCCCGACGGACACACGUGCUCGCUCUUCCCGGGACACGAACUGCUCGAGGAAGUCGACGGCUGGGUCGCGUACCUCGUCGACUCGCCCAAGCCACCGGCCUCGCGCAUCACCCUCACCUUCCCCGUCCUGAAUCAUGCGCACCGAGUCGCCUUCGUCGCCUCCGGCGCGGGGAAACAGGACAUCCUCCACCGUGCGUUGGACAAGCCGGAAGAGGGGCUGCCAUGCUCGAGGGUCAAGGUCAAGAACCCCGGCCAGGUGUACUGGUUCUCGGACGAAGCGGCGUUGAAGUCAGUCUCUUUCUGUUCUUCGCUCCUUCUUGUUGGGUCAUCUCACUGAUCACUGGAUCAUUGAAUUGCACAGGGAGGUAUCGUACAACCGGACUCCGUUCGAAUCCGCCAAAUUAUGA
Messenger RNA from Microbotryum saponariae, 1259 nucleotides. The record is from the annotation of a GenBank genome assembly. Lineage: Eukaryota; Fungi; Basidiomycota; Microbotryomycetes; Microbotryales; Microbotryaceae.